AAACUUGCCGCCGCUAGAAAUGUCUGAAGUUUGGGAUGAAAAGUUGAGAUCUCACAGAAACUCAAUGGGAAGGUGAACGCGAACCAUGACUCUCCUGUGAGACGGAAAACUUUUAAGGAGUAAAGCCUCUGGAGACGGCAGGACCAUCUUUGAACGUUUCCUGGUCGACAGUUGUAAGUUGAACCAACUUUAAAUGAGUUUUAGGAAACUGAGUUUGUAUUAACGGGUUUUUUUUUCUGGCUGAGCGUCGAUUGACUGAACAUUGAGACCAUAGACUGUCUGUUUGAGACGCAGGAUCUUAACCUUUUAUAAGACCUCUUAUUGUUAAAAACGAAGGUUUACUGAGGGAUUUUUGAGCUCCCUUUUCCCAGUAAUGACACCAAACAUUACAUUUUCUCUGGUAACUAAAGAGGAAAUGCGAAUUAGUCAGAUAAAGAGAUCCUUGUCUGAUGUACUAUUACAGUAUUUCUCUCUAUUUAUCCUUGCAUUGGUUUGAAAGGACUCUAGAGACUGUCUUAACCUUGGCACUUUUAUUUAUUUUUUGUUUUAGUUUAUUUUUCUGUAAGGCUCUUUACAGGCUAACUCCUGGAGCUCAGGACUUUGUUAAAACUUAAGGUUAAAAACAAAAAAACUAUAGUAUCAGUUAAGUAAUAUUUCUCUUCAGAAUAAGAUUAUAUUCGACUUUAUUGAAUGAAUUGUUCAAAAAAAAAAAAUUACCCACAGAAGUCAUCUCUAAUGGGCAAAAUCUGGGAGCAAUUGCAGUUGGUGGUUUUCUUCUUAACUCUUAGUCCUAUCCAGAUUCAUACCCCUUCUCAAUCCUUACUGUACCUGUAAGAAUUAAAGCCAAAAUAAAAACCUGCCUGUUUUAUUCUGGAUUAAAUCACACCCAUUAUUUAGUGUGUCCAAAGCUCAGUAAACAAAAAAGUUAUCUUUAUCUUGUACUUUUUCAGGGAACAUAAUAAGACAGCAUAGUGAGACGUAUUUGAGAGCUUGUCAAAUCCACAACAAAAAAUUUUCAUGCCAGUCUAGAACAGACGAAUGUGUUUAGAGUAAGUCAAAGCCUUAUUAUGCAUAGUUUUGUCCAUCUUAAUAGAUUCUGGCACUAAAGUUUACAUUAUAAAAGUCAUCAGUCAUAUAACAGAUGGUCUUGUUUGCGUAUACCAGGAAAAAACCAUUGAUAUGGAUUUCGGUCUGUUUUAUAAAUGUUGAAAAACUCCUUAUAGAAGCUUUAAAUGUACCUAUAUUGAAAGAGAAAGCAUUGCAUUUUCACAUUGAUGUAUAUAUCAGAUCAGACUUUCUGUUGGAGUUUACUGUGCAAUCCUGCAUCGUGGUUUCAAGGAAGAUAAAUUAUGCCAGCUUUGUAUGUAAUUUAAGGGAGCUAAUUUGUACAUCACAUGUCCAUUAAUCCAAAAGCCAAAUCAUGAUUCAUUGUGGUGAGCCUCCAGUCAGACUCAGUUUGACUUCCACCAGCUUAGGCGGUAGCUGCCAACACAAAACCAGCAGUUUAAAUCUGCCUCUGGUCCACUGUCAGCUCCUUUCAUUAUCACUCUCAGACUUGUGCAGGCUUUGUUUGGGUAAACCGCUGCAGUGAACAGUUAUUCAGGAAAAAAAAAAAAACUCCUCCUAAGGUGCUGCAUGACCUGCUGGCAGCCUUAAACUCUGUGCGCAUACGAUGAUGUCUUCUUAACUUCAGGGGAGACAAAUCAAAACAAAGGAUUUCUCUCCCUCCUCUGACUAUAACCAUAUUUGUGUCCAGCUGAGCUCUCACUGCUAAUGGUUGGCUGCUCUGAAGAUCCAUGCUACUGCACACUCGCUUGCACAGCCGUAUCUAAGGUUACAGUGGGAGAGCAAGCAGAGUAAAUCACACUCCCACCAUGUUGAAGGAUUUUUAAACAGUGGAAUAAAUAAAUCUGGUGGCACUAAUCAGUUAAUUUCCUCAGGCAACAGGCAUUUUUUUGUACCUCAGUGAGGUAAGAGAAGACAAAGUCCAUUAAUGGGCUGAGUUUGUGUUAGCUGUAACAUAGCCUGAAGUCAGAAUAACAUUACACAGACUUUUAAAAUCUCUCUUGACGUGUCAAAACUCAACAGACGCCUCUCCAUCUCAGCCACCUUUCCUCCUUGACAUGAGCAUUCCUUGCAUUCUUGAUACAGUACUCUUGUGCUGGUGCAAAGGAAGGGGGGGGGGGUGUUUUGGGUCACAUGAGAUAUGGAGAUGUUUACAUACACGCUCCAGAAAUUCAAUUAAAAUCUUAAUCUGAAACAUUCCACACACAGGAAUAUAAUUCAAGACCCAGUUUGAAAUAUGAGCUGUGCUGUGAGUGGCUUGUGGGUUUUCAGCUGUAGCUCUUGUUUUUGCAUUCAGUGCUGGCAAUUUCUGAGUAAGAGGAAGACAUUUCUCCCGAAUGUGCCAGGAAACGCUUCCUGACAGGACUGACUGAAGGUCUUCCUGAGAGUAGGGAUGCCUCUGUCUCAAGUCUGUUUAUGGUUUCAUUCAUUCUCGUCAGCUGAAGUGCUGUACAACUCUUUGUCCUCAGCAUUUUUUACUCUUGUGGUUUCAUUUUGAAGCAGUAGCUGUAAAUGUUUGCCGGUAAAAGACACCGAAAAAGCUGCUUUUGUGCAACAACCUUGAUAAGAAAAGCAACAAGAGGCAGCUUUUCUUGCCGUGCUGUCUCUUACUCAGUUCCUCUUGCCUCUUUUCCAGUCCUCUUUCAUUUUCCCCUCCUCCACUGUGAUGUAGCUUGUGGAAAAAACUGCAAAAGCUAUGGUUCAGUGUUGCAGUGCUAUCAUGUGAGAGUCUCAGAGAGACAAAGAGUUGUUUGUGUAUAAAUGAAGUGGUAGUUUAAAGUCUGGCCUUUCGUUCCUGUCAAACAGUCUGCCCUCACAGCGGCACAGACUGAAAGUCCAUUGGACCAUCUCUGAGGGGGAAAUGUAAACAAAGGCAGGGUGUUUCACUGGUGGUUGGAUUUUAUGUGGGACCGACUUCCACAGGGCCAUGUCAUGCUUUGUGUCCACGUUGUCUCUUUAAAAUACUGCUGUAACUACAACUGCUGAGCGAAGUGAACCUGGAGAAAACAAUUAUUUCAACUCCUUUCAAAUCUUAGUUGUUGUUUUAAGUGAUUUUCCAGCUAUUUUCAGUGUAGGAAGAUUGUUUGUGAAAAUCAGGACAAAUCACAACACCACUUGAAAUAACUCUUAAACUGAUACCCAUGCAUUUACUUUUUCAAAGUCUGUUUUUUAAAUGAGUGAUGGAAUAUAAUGUUUUUACAUUAUGAUCUAAAAAACAGAUGAAUUUGUUAAGUGGGCUAUGUCAACUUUAGCCGCAUUUAGCUGUGUUAUAUAUUGUGUGAAUACCAUGUGACUGUUGUCUGAGUGUCUUCUUACCUGUAAACUUCAUUUUAUUUUUAAUCAACUUGGAAAUUAGUCACACUGGAUCACCCUGGACUCCCACACUGUUGAUAUUUUUUCAUAAAAAACAGAAGGAGAGUUUGGUUGAAAGAUGACUUCUUCCAGUUUCAAGCCUUCCCUGUUAACCAACAAUUGGGUGUACUGGCUUGCCAGCAUUGAAAUGAUUCGGCACAACACAGAUACAGCAUCUAUAAGCACUGGUUCAUGGCGCAUUAGCUUAAUUACCAAUAGUCAGUGUUGAUAAUGGCUGAUACUGAUGCUGUCGAUAAAUAGCUAUUGAUUUUUUUGUGUGUUAUAUCAGAAAAUAAGGUUCUGUUAGGUCAGUGGUUCUCAAGUCCAGUCCUCGAGCCCCCCUGUCCUGCAUGUUUUGGAUGUGUCCCUGCUCCAACACACCUGAUUCAAAUGAUCAGCUCGUUAUCAAGCUCUGAAAUGGCUUAAUAACGAGCUGAUCAUUUGAAUCAGGUGUGUUGGAGCAGGGAAACAUCUAAAACAUGCAGGACGGGGGGGCUCGAGGACUGGACUUGAGAACCACUGUAUUAGCUUAUGGACUGUUGAUUAGACAAAAAAAAACUUCAGUAAUAUUAACAUAACAUGGAAAUUCGAGAUUGUGGUGUCUUUUAACAAUAAAAUGAUUUGUUGGUUGCAAACCUUAUCGAGAUACAGCUGUUGAUAUAAUCCUUUAUUCAUCAUCUCUAUUCCUUAUAACUACUGCCACUCAUAUCACUAUCCUGUUAAACCCAGAGGCAGGUAAGUUAUAUACGUUUUUCUAACAAAAAAAUUAUAAUUAGUUGUUAUUGGGAUCAAAAUAUCCCUCGCAAUAAAAGCCCGGGUGUCUGAGAGUGGAAUGAGCUUUCUAAACAAAGUUAUGCUGCUAUGAGUGCCAUUGUUAUUGGCUGUAAAUCCAGUUGGGGAUGAGUGAUAUCUUCACAACUGAGUAGGGAUCGUUUUGAAUUAAGCAUAGUGCAUUGGCAUGGCAUUUAGGAUCCAGCAAUAAAAUCUGACUUUGAUAACUUAUUUUACUCAAUAACUUUUCCACAGCUGUCUUGAGAGAGGUAUCAAAUGCCAUCUGUAGUCAGACGCCUUUUAGAUCCAAUAUUUUGCCACGACAAAAGCACAUUGUUGUAGUUCCAAGUUUAUGGGGUUGUGUCCUGAUAAAUGAUCUGAUACCAAAUCAAAUUUUGUAGACUGAGGCGCAUUAAAUCAUUGAAAUCGUGGAAAGAAAAGCAAGAGCAGUGUUCAGGGAAAAAAGCUGAUACCCUGGGUGAAAAACAGAGUGCAGAUUAUGAUACAGAGAAACAGAAGUUUGUUUUCACAUAGUAAUACACUGAACUAUUUGAUGUAAAAAUAAUUCUGAGAUAAAGAAAUGGCACUCUAAUGGAAUAUUCUUGGCACUUUUAAAAAGCAAAAGGCUAUGACAGAAUUUGACAAUAUGAACAUGGAAACACGUGAAAAUGGAAAAGGCUCCAGUAUUGAGCCUUGUGGGACACCUUUGUAAACAUCCAAGCAGACAACAUAGACGGAAAUGUAUCAGAUUUAUUCCUUUAAGUUAUUUUAGGAGCCUUUUUUCUCCUUUAUUUGUGUAGGAGAGAGACAGGAAAUGUGAGAGUGCAGAGUUGGUAAAGACCUGUCUUUAAUGGCUGGACCAGACCAGCUCCCUGAAGGUAUACAAUCCCAAACACUCAGCAAGGAUAGUCUUCGUUGGAAAGCAAGUGAUCUGAAGUUAUUACAUUUUUAAAAAAUUCAGCAUAAUUUCAAAAUCUCAGCAUUAGUUUACAUUUCAUUGAUUGGAAGUAUAAGGUUCUAUGAUUGAGGAGCUUCAACGUCUCAUGUCUUUGUGCUGCAAAAAUGAAUGCUGCUUCUAUAGUGAGGCAGUGAUUCUGAAAUGCACAUCUGUACCGCAGCUGGGAGUGGGCUAUUGGAGCACAAGCAUUUGAGGCACCAGCAGAGAUGUGUUCUUAGAAAUGUGUGUGUUUGUGUGUGUGUGUGUGUGUGUGUGUGUGUGUGCGUGCGCAUGUGUGUUUGUUUUGAAAGCCCACCACUCAGCAUAAGGUCAAAUAAUCCCAUACUAUUUUCCUCUGCAAAUACAUUCUCGUCACCCCCCAACCCCCUCACCCCUCCAUCUGGAUGAUGUUAAAACCACCUCACAGAAAUAGAAAAACCAAGACAGAUUUUAAGAAGGUUUGGUCUUUGUUUAGAAAAACUUGAAGUCAGUCAGUAUCAGUGCAUCAAGACUGUGACAAACUGUGACAAAUAUGACAGUAUCAUCUGGAAAAAAAAGAAUCCAGAGAUUGAGAAAGUUGUAACCAAGUCAUUAAUCAAUACGAGUUUAUGCUACCAUUUUAGUCAUAUUGGCACACCAAUUCGGUUCUGCAUGGGACUGGUGAGGAACCGGUCCCUAAUCUGGGACCAGUUCUUCGUGUUCCUCAAUGUUAAUUCUGUUAAUGAAAAUUGUGACUGUAUUUGUUUUUUAAUGAUCUGAUCUUGCUGUUUUGAGAGUAUAAAUUGACCAGCACAAAUACCACCAGCCUGAUGUCUCAGUUUGUCUCAGGGUGUUGUCUUAAGGGUGGAGGGAGAGGAGGUCACACAGGUCAACAGAGAUGUCAGUACCAGGCAGUUAGUGCUGCUUUCAGGGUGAAAUAACCUGCUCAGGAAUGUGUGUGGUGCUCACUCCUUCACUGUGGCAUUAUCAAUCAUUAUUACAAGCUCUUCAUCACAUGGCUGCAGACACAGACACUCAUCUGUGGACUUUCCUCUUCAGAUUUGCUCUGAAAGUUCCUCUUGGACUUGUCUCUAACUGAUGUGAAAUGGUUGGAAAAUAUCUCCGAUCAGUAUUUUGAAGGAUCUGUCUGGAAAUAUUUUUUUUACUGAAUUGGAUUUAUUAUGAAACUCAUAAUAAUCAAAUUCAUAUGCUUAGUUUUUCUGUCAGACAGUCUUCAUGCUUCUAUUUUUACACACAUACUUGGAGGUCUCCUCACUGGAGGACUACACUCGAUAGUUUCGACUUUCACGCCAUUUGUUGUUUAUUCUGCAGUCCCCCAUGUAGUGAAAAUAUUUGGAUUCCCAACAAAAAAGCACCUCAUUUUGGCACUUCUAAUUUUUCCCAUGGGGUGAACCAAACAGCUGACCAAAUAGAGUUUCCACCCUGGUGAGAGCGAGAGAUGAUUUUCCAUUUAAGGAUGGAAAUACCUGCAGAGAAUUGGAUGUUAUCGGAGAUGUGUUUUGAUUUGAAAGCAGGUCGCUUUAAUUUGAAAUCUGAGAUGUUUCCUGGUAUUUAUAUAAACUGAAAGUCCUGGUUUGUCUUGCUUUAAAUCACCUGAAAUGGUCCUACAUCACCACAGUUCUGCUCCUAAUCAACCUGAAUGUCAAGUUUAUAGAGUAGGGCAAAUAAACAGCAGUGUGUGUGUAUGUGUGUGUGUGUGUGUGCUGUUUUGGAAGAAACUUACCCCUCUUUCUCCAGAGUGUGUUGUUGAAAUUAGGCUCUUAAGGCCCCUUGUGUUAACAGCAGACCCCGGCCCCCUAGCUCAUAUUGAGACCAUUGGUUUAAUUAUACUCUUAAUGCCCACGCUGGGUGUGACACUGUGACCCCAGAGAAGGAGGAAAUGAAGUAAACUCUACAGCCCCUGCCCCCAUACAUAUGGACAAAUCCAGUCACUGUUUUUGUGUUGUUAGUUUGGGGCUUUUGGGGCUCUAUACACUUACUUCACACGAGCUAAACCCCUUUAAACCUCCCUCUGUGUGAAGUGAUGGGCAAUCAGUGAGUGUGAAAAAGGACAUGUGAUAGGUGUUUGAAUUCAGCAGUCAUGGGGGAUACUGUCCCAACUUUGUUAUGGAAGUUUGAGAUGCCAAGCAUGCCGACAUUACGAGGCCUGAAACCCCUGGGAGAAUAGUACCAUUAUUCCAGAUUGAAGCCUCCCAAUGAGCACCCGUGACUGCUGCCCAGACUGCCGGAAACAAGGCUUUCUGAGUAAUAAUUCCAGUAGGUCACUUUGUUGUUUGUCUGACAAACAGUCGGUUUUUCUGAGGGACAGUCUGCAGGGUUAAUUUGAUGCAGGAGUCAUUUGUAAAGGGAGAAUGAAAGCUUGUUCUACUACAGGAUUACCGAUUUACACAUUUGUUCGUUUCAAAGGAGAAAUGUAAAACAUGCAGUAGGCUUUGAAGUCAGGAACUGAUUAUGUACAGGGGCCAAUAUACUCUCUAAGCGAUACAAAUUCAAUUUCUGUUGGUAUGUUGGUUAUUUUAUUGAUUUAAAAAAAAGGGCGUGUGUCCACUCAUAGAAAAUUCCAAUACACUAUAGCAUUUAUUUACUCACGACACUCUUAAAUUCAAUAAAAGUCAACUUUAAUGCUGCGUUUGAGUUACCUCGGAAGUCAGAAGUCCGAAGUGGGAAUGACAUCACAUCUGGGUUACCAGUGUGAGUGGAAAAAAAGCAAAAUCAGAGGCGGAAAUAAGAUUUUAGCGCUUGCCUUGUUCGAAUAUAAGCAAGGACAAGGCAAGCGCUAAAAUAGCCUUCGUAGAUGUAGCCAUCUUGUUUCCGCCUCUAAUUUUGCUUUUUCCCGACUUGGUAACUGAAAUGCUGGUGACUCAGAUAUGACGUCAUUCCCGCUCAACUGACCAAUCAGAAUCAAGAAGGUGUGGGACCAUGAAUAACAACUUUAUCGAGCACAAUGGUGGAGAAGAAAGUAACAUAACUUGCUUCUGAAGUAGGGGUUAAGUUUCUGUUGCUGCUCCAGUUACCAUAAUAACAGCAAUUAAUUCAUGUUUAUAAAAGGAUUAUUUGUAAAUUUCCAUUUAAUGAAAGCAACAGUAACUGGAGAUUUGCAUGAUUAGACGAGCAGACAAUAAAACCUCGAACCCUUGCUAGCUGGCACCAGAAAUACUUGUCAGUUCAUUACUUGUUUGGACAUUACUUGCACAAAAAUAUGGUGUGACAGACACAGACUUGUUACUGUUGAGUCUUUGAAGAGAUUUGAAAUAUACUUGUUUUCAUGCAGCAUGACUGGUUCAAAAAUAACCCUCCCCUUUUAUUCCACUUUCCUCUAAUACCAUAAUUUGAAAACAUUUGACCAAAGAUUUGAAGGGAAAUGAGUUAUGAAUUCUAUUAUCUGCAGCCAAAAACAGAGCCAGUCUAAUCAUGAGCAACCGCUGAAUUUCUAAAUAAAUAUCACAAGAUUUCUUAUUCAGUAAGUGGGCAUAGGUGACAUUUCUUUGAGUGAGUUGCUGUUGUUCAUGGUUUUAUGAAAUUUGAUUUGAAUGGCUGACAAAGUAAUCUUAUUACAAGUACAUUUGGAGCUUUUUAUCCUCUCACUUAACCUGAAGCAGAUGGAGUUUUGCACAUUUGUCCAAAACAAUCAACUGCAGAUUGUCAAAUGUACAUGAUCCCCACAUUUAUAUUCAACUCUUAAUCCCUUUGGAGAAUGGCUACUUCUCCAAAGGGAUGUGUGACACUUGGUAAAACACUAUAAGAACUUAGAUUCUUAUCUUACUUCCCACUGUAAAUUUCAGGGAACCCCAGUGCGUAUAGAGUUUGAAUGUAAAGCAGACUGUUUUUCAUUAAUGACUUAGUUUUGGCAGAAAGUUUUAUGGAUCCUGCUCCUCUCUUUCUCAAAAAACUCUUCUUCUUUUCUCUUUUAGAUUCAUUGAGCUGAAGAUGAUGGCCGACGCCAGCGAGAUGUUGGCAGCAGCCUUGGAGCAAAUGGAUGGAAUCAUAGCAGGUAACCACAUUGCACACUUGGACUUUAAGACCUGGCAGUAGCACUUUUUUUCAAGUGGGCAUGGCAUACUAAGGGCUCCAGCCACAUCUGGAAACCAUUGAGUCCCAAGCUGGGAGUACUACGUCCUGUGAACGGCAGUACAAUGUGUCCUUCGACUUCCUCUUCUACCUGCGCUUUAAUUCAAUCCUGCAUGUGCAUAAAAGUUUGGAAUAGUGUAGUAACUGUGCAGGAUCUCUGGCUCCUUUCUGCUUUCACUGCAUUCCUCCGCCAUGAGAAACAAGAGCGAGUUUCCAUUGUCCCCGCAGUGACGGAAACUAAUGAUUAUUCAGGCUCUGGAAGUUUGGAAUACAAACUGCAGCCUGGGAAGUUUUUGGCUGCGCUCUGUGCUGGUGCUGCUGCAGAUGAGCAGAGCAGGCUUCACUCUCAGAGUCCCCGACUUUUCCGCUGAUGUGUGUAAUUAUAGCGCUGACCUUUCCAAUGGGAGCGAGGUGACUGGUCACAUGACUCUCCUCUCCGAGUCCUCCCUUGUUUCCGCAGAAACCGUAGCAGCCAUCGAGCCUUGGUCCCUCUCACUGCUGCGGGGAAGCCAUGAUUGUUUGGAUGUCGAUUUUAUAUAGCCCUCCCUCUUUGUUUCGUCGGGCAUCUUUACUAAGGCUGACAUUUAAGACAGAUAACAGAUGGUGUGAGGAGGGCUGAGGCACAUGACAGGAAAAUAAUACAUUUGAACUCAGAUCAACACGUUGCUGCAUUUACUGUUGAGGCCAAAAUCUGAAAAUGUGGAUUCUGCUGAUAUAAGACAAGAUUUAAUUGCAUUAUUGGCACACAGUCAUAUGAUGUCCGAUAGUUUUUUGUUGCAUUUGUUUGCCCACUUUCUCGAGACCACCAAUAAAUAACAAGUAGUUGUAAUAUUUAUUGACUGAAUGUGGUUUCUGAAAACCCCCUUUUAAAUCCACAUCAACAGGCUGUCAGAUCUUUACAGACUUGUUUACGGCCGUCGUCUUUGAAAAUAGCCAUGGCAACAGAAAUUGUUUUUUCAUCUUUUCAUCUAGACAAAUUAGUAUGCUUUCAGCACUGACUGAACACUGUUCCCAGCAUCAAAACCUCGGAUUGAUGCAUGGUUGUAAUUGAUAAUGCAAAAGUGGACUGAAGUUCAGGGUCUGAGACAGAAUUUUAACAGGAUCAAGACUGGUUGGCUGAGUAAGAAAAAGUGAGUUUUGAGCCCUGGUUAUGGCUGAGUAGAAGAGGAAAGACAUUUAGACCUUGAAAUGGAGAAGCAGGUGGUGUUGGGUGAUAGUUGGAAUUACAGUAAACAAAAGAAUCAUUCAUAUUAACAACACAGCUACUCCUGUACCUUAUCAAACAAAUAGGUGUUAUAGCUUACAGUCCAACAAUCAUUAUUUUACUUGGCCAGUAUAAUGUGAUACGAUAUUAGGGCCCAACCGAUAUGGAGUUUUUGGGGCCGAUGCCAAUGCCGAUAAUUAGAGGGCAAAAAAUCCGAUUAAUCUGACGAUUUUUAAAUUUUUUUAUAAAGUUAUAAAAAAAUCUAUAUUUAUAUGUGCCAUCUACAGGAUAAGUUGGUGAACUUUUCAAAUGACGGAACAUUUUCGAAGUGAAACCGAAUCUUAUUCUCCGUAUUUUAUUUCUGAAAAUAUCGGUGAAAAUUGGCGAGUUUUGGCCGAUUACCGAUUAGCCUCAAACGGGAUAACAUUGGCCGAUUUAAUCAGCUUGCCAAUAAAUUGGUCGGGUCCCAUACAAUAUCACUGUCAUGUGAUAUAGAAUGUUACUGGAUGAUACUAUGUGAUAUGAUAGGGUGUGACAUGGUACAUUGCAAUAUAAAAUGACAGAGAAAGGCUUAAAUACGAUAUGGAGAUUGACUAAUUUGUUUGUCUGCCCUAAUGGUAUUUUGGCAAAAUCAGCAAACUGUUGUACUCAAACAUACUUUUGCCUUUUUCCUUAAGCUGUGCACGCAUACAUGCUGUUAUACAUCAUCAUAGUUUCCAAACUGUAAGGGAAUCUGUUCGACCAUAAAAGAUUGUGCUUUUUGUGAAGGUCAGCCUUUUCAGUCUUCUCUUUAUUUUGAAACAAGUGCCGACAUUAGCUGCCAGAAAAACACAUGAAUGUUCUGAAAAAUCUAACAUUUGUUAAAACUGUCUAUUGUAUUUUUUGGAUCCAGGACUAUUUUUUUUAAAGUUACUGUUAUUGUUUCAAACACAAGAUCUCCUCUCUGAUGUACCUGAUGUUCCACUUGUCUGAAAAUAAAAGAUGCCUUUUUUGGGGCGACUGUUCUGUUAAUCUUGUCAGUGUAUUGAAUUAUCUACUUUAAUCUAUGACGUACUUUGAGGAUGAAAUCAUGCUUUCAGUUUUUUAUCUUCAACAAAUCAAUGAGUACACAUUGCAGCGUUAAUGAGUAAGAAUACUGCCUGGAGUUACUGAGAUACGCAGUUUUAAGUAUCUGCUUUGUUCCCUAAGUAGCCUGAGGGUCAGAUAGAGAAGUUCAGCCUCAUGUGGCUCCAACUACAACAUGCAAAAACACUGAAAGAAGUAAACAUGCAGUUACACAGCAGCUUAAAAGUACUGGUUUUAGUUGUCAUCAUCGUGCUCCCACCACACCCAGAGAUCAGCACCAAAUGUGGCUUUGACAACAUUCGAAACUCAUUAGAUUUGAGUUUUUAAAAGCAUGAGCAAGCCUCAUUUCACAACUUCAUUUGAUGGUGAGCUCACUCUCCCCCGCUGUCAUCCUCAGGCUCCAAGGCCAUGGACUACUCCAACGGUCUGUUUGACUGCCAGUCGCCCACUUCGCCUUUCUUGGGGGGUCUGCGGGUGCUGCACCUGCUGGAGGACCUGAGGGGAGCCCUGGAGCUCAUGGACAAUGAGGAGAGGGACAACCUGCGGUGUCAGAUCCCUGAUUCCACAGCAGAGGGGCUGGCAGAGUGGCUGCACGGACGACUGGUACAAAGAAAACCUUUUGAGUCAUUUUAAAUCCUCUUUAUGUGGUCUCUGAUGUCCACGUAUGAGAUAAAGGUGUGUAAUAAUGACAAGCAGCUACUUCAGCUUAAUGUGAUGUGUGAACGCUGCAUGUGUUCUAAAUGUACAUGUAGAGUCAUGUCUGUCCUGCUGGGCUGGACUUUAUCUUCGAGGAUUGACGCUCUUUACUGUUACAGGAGACAUGAUUUUCUCAGCAGUUGGUCGUUCUGAAACAUGAAAGCUGCACAUCAUUUCUCAUAACGGGGCACAUGUUUAAACUUGUAUGUGCUUCUCUCUCUCUCUGGCACUUGAACAUGUGUCAGUUGAAGUCUUGCCUCCAUAUAUAAUGUAAAAGACUGAUGGUGUCGUGUGUGUUUACAUGUAUCACAAAUCUGAUUGUAGCCAGUCUUCUUUUUUCCGCAGUAUAUGCAAAAACUUUUACAUCUGAUCGAUAGUUAAACACAAAAUUAUGAAGGUGGGUAGCUGUGCACAUGGAAAAAUGCACACAGAAAUAAUAAUGUAACAUCACCUAAGAGGACUUAUGGACAUGAAGGUAGGCCUGGACGAUAUAGAAAAAAAGCAUAUCGAUAAAAAAUAAAUUAUAUUGAUCGAUAUCGAUAAUUAUCAAUAUAAUUAUUAUAAUUAUUUAACAUAUAUUUUAAUUGCAGCCCUGGAUGUUUUAUGCUAUUGCUUAAUGACCUACUUUUAAUAAAGAACACAGAAGCACUGAAUUCAAAUUCAAACCUUUAUUCAACCACCUUUUUUAUUUUACCACAACUGAAAGUUUUUUAAAAAAGAACUAAAAAAAAAAAGAAAUCAACUUAAGUGGCCUGAGUGACGUCAGUAAAUACUGACAAACAUAAAGACUAAAGUGACCAGAAAAUCUGAUAAAUAAAUAUUUAAAUAGUCUUUUGAUGAAAAUAAACAAAACAAACAAAUAUAUAAAUAAACAGAAUAGCUUCAGGUGGGAAUAGCAUACUACCAGUUUUAACUGUGUGGGAAACUGCCCACAGCCUGGUGUCUGAACACUGAAAUAUUUCUCCCGGGGUCGGGAGAUUUAUUUUUUUAAUUAUCAUGUGAUUGACUUGAUACGCAAACUGAGCACGAGAAGCAGGACUUAACCACGCCGGUGUUGUGUCGUAGAAUGCACCCCUGCCGAAUGCACCCCCUGCUAGUAGCCAUGAUCCAAAUACUCGCGUCUUUGUAAAAUAUGAGCUCAUUUUCUUCCACUUUAAGAAGCUAAUGGGUGGACGGGAUGCAGGGGUGCAUUCUUCUCACCUUUUCAACCCCUGACCCAUUUUCAUGCCUGAAGCGCUGUGUUUGAGAAAUACUUGCGGCCGGGCACUUCAUAUCGCGGGUCGAGAGUGGCUAGAAGCUGGUCGAAGCCAGGCUUUUCAACGGUAGUUAUUGGCAGUAUGUCCCUCGCUAUGCAGCAUGUUACUGCAUGGGUGAUGUCCUUAUGCCGCUCGGACGCUUUGUCGUAUUUUGGUAAGAAACGAAGUCCAGUUUGGUCUGCUUCACUUGCUUUGUGCUGGUGCUGGUAGCGGUUCCAGAGGAUUCCGACGACGACGACGUGGAGCCGCGGCGCGGCCGACACAGCUCGUACUCCUGUGGGUGCGACCGGUUUAGAUGGUAAAACAAGUUGGUUGUGUUAUCAGACUUCGUUUUUACUAAUUCUCUGCAAAUUUUGCAAACGACCGCUGUUCGCUUUUUGUCAGACUUCUAAAAACCAAAACAUUGCCAUGCUGGUGAAACUACUGACAAUGUCCUCCGCUUCUCCUUGCUGUAUCAUUUUUUCUAAUACACGUGCUGUCUGUUGUGGUUUGAUAGGGGCUGGGCUUGGUGCCGUAGCGUACCUGGGUCUGCGUUUGUGAUUGGUUGGGAGGAAGUAAUGACUGUAGCAAAAGCUACAUGAUAGGCUAUGAUGAAAAAGAAAGGGAAACUGUGUUUUUCUAUCGAACUUUUUAUCGACCCGUUUUUUUUCUAUCGCAGCACACGUCUAUCGAUCGAUAUAUAUUGUUAUCGAAUUAUCGUCCAGCACUACAUGAAGGUCUUACAAAUUUAGCAUGACAAGAAAAUAAGAGAAAAAAUAAGUUCAGUCCAACAGAAAUGAAGUGAAGAUCAUCAGAGAAAAAGAGAAAACUCAAGCAGUAAAGAGAAAAAGGAAAACAAUAGAAAAAUAAUAUUUACAAGACGUCUGGUCUGAAAGAAGAGAAAUAUGUACGUGACCUAUUUUUCCCAGUUUUCAACAAACUCAUUGUACUAUCCAUCCAUCACACUGUUUCCAUCACAAAGAUGUUAUGUGCCAGAUCAGUCGACUCAUCUAGUGUUAGUUUUUCAGAGCCAUUUCUUAGUAAAGGACAUUUUCCACUUCAUCAACAAUAUUCAAAUCAGUUUUUUAUCCUUUACCAAUUUUAGCUAAAAUGGGAUGACAAGUAGGGCAACUAUGAAAAAGAAGCUAAUUAUCAUUUUAUCUUGACAGUAUUUUUCUUAUCCAGGAGGCUAAAUUUUGACCUAGCAAGAUUUAAAAAAUUAAAGUUUUAACAGGCAGUUUUUCAAAUCUGAAAUGCCUUUAUUAGGUAGAGAACAGAUGUCCAACUUGAGUCUAAUUAAGUGAAACUAAAGCUGUCUUUUAACACAGCACAGAACCUGUGAAAAACUACUUCAGCUUACUCGACACAGCUGCACUGCUGUGGGGUAAAGUCAUCCAAAUAUGUUUCUUGGACAGAGAGAUGAAUCCACACUUUCUAAUAUUUGGGCAAAGCGCAUCUUGAUCCAUUUCUAUCCGGCUGUUUUAGGUAUUUGAUCACAUUUCAUCUCUGGAUACAUGAACACUUCACUCUUUUCAUUUGUCAGAUAGCUCUUCUACUUAUGUAAGUUGAUUGGAGUUCCUGAGUUUGAAUCCGAGCAAAGCUGAUUCUCAUCUCUGACCUGAGAGAACAAAUGACCUCAUGCCUUUAAUUGCCAAAGUCUAUUUCUGUGCAGAUCUUAAAGAAGUGCUUUAAUUUAAACCAAAUGUUUUGAUUUCGUCCUUGUAUAACAAAAUCACUCUUUAUACUGUUCAAGGCUGUUAUGAUUUAAGCCUUUGCCUACACAGGGACUGUUUAUCAUAAAAGUGCUGUUAUGACACGAUUGGUGAAUGAUGGAGUUUCUAUAGGAAUCCUGCUGCAAAUAGUUUCCAUCUCCCAAACUCAGGCCGAGACUCUUGUUUUUCUUCCCUCACGGCCUUGUCUCUUGUUCCCCUCUGAUAUUUGAGAGAAAAGUUUGCUUUUGAUUCAAUUUUCAAAUCACUUGCAUGUGAGAAUACGUUCGAGCCUCACAUGGUUCUCUGAAAACUCCACAUGCUCAUUUAUUCAUUCACUAUGUGAGUUGGUUGUCAGGGGUUUUUCAUGGUCGUUCGACUAAGUGAUACACAGCCUUUAGAAAAUCUAUCCGGCUGAAGGGCAGCGAGUAUUUCCACUUGAGUCCUCUGUUAACCUGAUUUUGAACUUGAGAGCCCUCUCUAUUUCCUGUGAGUUCUCAUCUGUUAAGAAAUAAUUGGACACUUUUAUUACUCUUGCUAGAAAUGCAUCUGUUUCCUAGGAAACCUCAAAUUAAAACCUAUUUCUCUCAUUCCAGACUAACGGCCACAGCUCAGAGGCAGUCUACCAAGAACGUCUGUCCCGACUGGAGAGUGACAAAGAGUGUCUUAUUCUUCAGGUCAGUGAGAAAAAACUGCUCAGUGUUGCUACAGAGCCAAGGACCAAUUGCCCUUAAAUUGGCAAUGAAGAUGUGUUAUACAUGGCUGCGUUUGAACAGUUAUGCCCUCAAAAGAGGCACAAGUUGUUGAUUUCUGUCCUCAGACGGUCCGUUUUUUCAGAUAUUCAGAACAUUUCUUAAAAAAAAAAUGGUCAAGUCUCAUUCAUCAUUGGUCCCUUUUAAGUACGUCUGCCUGCAGGGAAAAGCUUAUCCAUGUCUUCUUCAGUUACCCUCUCAGUAAAAUGAUUGCAAUUUUCUUGUUGGCAUGGCCUUUUUAACUUGGCCUAAUUGAGACGUUGAGCUCGCAUCUGCUCUAAAAGACUCUUCAAAAAUAUGAGGUACUCUAGAGAUGGAUGGUGCUGCGAUUUGAUCUAAUUUAAGGAGAAGGAUGGCACUGUUCUGACCGUCUUCUCAUGUCCACAAGUCACGCGCGAACCAACAAUUUGGCGGUCAGUCUCUCUUUGCUGCUCUGUUUGUGGCGACUCAGUCAUACUUAGGAUGAGAUGACAAGUGGUGUUUUAUCUCUUUUUUUAUGAAACUGCUGCCAAUUAUAGUGUUUAGUAGAAGUUACUCAAACAGCACUACAUUUAGAUCAAGAUACAGGUUCUAGUUUUGGAUCCAAACUCUUUUCCAAACAUUUUCUAUAAUUGAAAAAAUCUGUUUUAGAUCAUAGAGAUGAUCUUGCUCAUUGUCUGCGAGUCUAUAAAGAGUCAUAGAUGUCUCUUCUUUGUCUAGGUAAGUGUUCUAACAGACCAGGUUGAGGUGCAAGGGGAGAAGAUACGGGACUUGGAUUCCUGCCUGGAACAUCAUCGACAGAAACUCAAUGCUACAGAGGAGCUGCUUCAGCAGGUAAAGCCUCUGUUGUGUCAUUUACCUUAAGUAGUUGAAUUAAAGAAGGUUAUUUCAAUACUUAGGUGCAGCUUCUGUGUGUUUCACCCACAGGAGCUGUUGAACCGAUCAGCACUGGAGACCCAGAAGCUUGAGCUGAUGACUGAAGUGUCCAGUCUGAAGCUAAAGCUAACUGCUGUGGAAAGAGAUCACAGGGACAAUGAGGUAAACCUUGGCCCGACCAUGUGAAGUUCAGUGGAGAUAGAUGAAGUUCUCAGCUGCACCUGCACCUUGUUUUGAUGUGAUGUGCGACUCUGGAUCCUGGCAGCAGCCCAGUCAUUGUUUUCGAGUCACAAAAGGUCCGUCACACUCCGCUGAAGGACUCUGAGUUCUGUCAUGUCAUGUGGUGUGGGUUGAACUUCUUCAGGGGUUACAAAAUAAGCCCAUACACCCCUUGAGCUCCAGCAGCUGUUUCCUGCUAGAAGCCCACCACCCCCACCUGUGCCAAUACCUCCCCCUCCUCCCUGAGGGACUGGAAGGCUGGGAGAGUUAUAGUUUCCAUACGCUCCGUCCAGGCACAUACAUUCAGGGAGUAUUAUGUGGUGUUUCCAGAGAGUAAACCCUGAGGAGAGGUCAGUGAACUGAAUGCUAUUGUGCAUAUUUAUUUUUGUUUCCAUUUAGUUUCCAUUAAACGUAAAAAUCAAACACAAAUCUCUCUCCGUCAGCAGUGCUGCUUUUUCCCAUAACCGUUAGUGGUUUAACUGUUGUGCCUAAAUUUAUGAAUUUCAUUUCAAGAAAGCUCAGCCCUUCCUCCAAAGAUUCAUAACCUACUUAAACCAGAACUCAGAGAGAUCACACACACUGGCAGGGUCCAUAAACUGACCCUUUCAGAGACAGAAGUUGGUCCGUUUAAGUUUUAGAAAUCUGUUCAGAUACCGGCGGGGUUUGUGCUCUAUCCCUUUCCUCACACUCACUUCCACAUUGAUGCACAACAAAGGAGCACAAGGGAGUCACUUCUGCCACUGAAUGUAACAGUGAACUACUGUGCCCACUGAGCAUUUUUUGGUCUAAAAGAGGUCUAAUAGACGUCUAAAUGUAGCCUAGACGACUGAUCUGAAAUCAGGCUACCACAGGUCUAAAAAUGAAAGAAUGAAAAAUGAAAUGAAAAUUUAGACCAAGUUUAGACUAGUUGGCUAACAGAGGUCUACGCUGUAUAUUGCUCAAUGGCGAUGAUAAUUACUUUGGUUAAGUACUUGGAGAUCAGUUAUGCAACUCACAGUUGCUUUUUGAAAUAAAUAGUUAUCGAAUAAUGGGUUAAAGUGCAACGUCUAAAUUCUGUCUAAAAAUAUACAGAAUCUAGAUGGCUAUUAGACAUCUAGGUUUUUUUUUUUAAACCUAAUUUCAACCAUCUAUUGCUCAGUGGGUAGCUUCAACAUGUUGUGCUUCCGGAGUUCAAACCAUCAUUCAGCUACAGGUCCGAGAGAGGAGAGCAGGGAGGGAGGCAGAAGGAGGCGUGUUGUGUUUGUGUGUCUGAAAAGCCAAAGGACAAAGUGAGCAUGAGGAGAGAGAGAGAGAGAGGUUGUUGCCUGCUAGGCCAAACAGUGGCAUCAGUCUCUGCCAUAAUUGAGUGUAAGCCCAAAGUCUUAAUGCUACAAAGUUGAGGGCUUAAACAGACUGAGUUACAUUUGUUACAUUUACAUUUGUUUUUCUCUUCUGACCACUUAAAGAGCACUUACACCACAUGUCACACACAUGCGCACACUGACAGCAAGGUCUGCAAUGUAAAUCGCCCAUCAGUGUUACCUAAACCCAUUCAUGUACAUUCACAUGCUACUGGCUAUACCAUUGGGAGCUAUCUGGGAUUCGGUGUCUUGCCCAAAGGACACUUUACCACUGAGUGGAGUUGGGGGCUCUAAACUUUACAGCUGAGUGAUGACUGACUCUACGACUGACCCGUAGCUGCCUAACUGAGGCGUGGUUGUUACCAGAACUCAUUUUUUACCACAAAUGUUAUUUUUAAAUAUGUCAAAAAAUACAAAAACAUUUUUUUUUUGUUUUUCAUUUUUAUUUAGUAUAAAAUUCCAAGUCUAGACAGUCACAUGGAAUCACUGAAACACUGACACUCCCCCCUAUUUAGAGAAAAACGGAUAAAAGCUGUACCUUAUAAACCACUGGAAAACUGACAGAAAUGUUCCCAACAGUCUGAAUUUGGUGUUUCCUCCAGUCGCUCCUCUAAUCCUGACAAAUUCAAACUAAGACUCUUCCUUAAUCCUGCUUAUUAAAAGUAAAAGAGCCUAGAUUUCAAAUUCACAUUGUAUGAAACAGAAGUGUCUGUGCAGCACAGUGUUCCCACUCUGACUGUGAUAAAAGCCAUUUCACAGUAACUGACCAUGACGCUUCCCGUGGUUCAGGAUUUGCCUCCAUGUGUGGACUGAGCCUCUCAGAUUCCCCCCUCUGGGAUGCUGGUUUAGAAAAAUGUUUGGUACUUUUGGCAGGAAAUCUCCCCCCCGUUAAAAAAUUCAAAACCAUCUCCCACACAGUCUCAAUAAACCUCCCCAGAGCAGGUUUUUCUCAGAGAUUAAUGGGUAAUGGAGUUGUUCUCUCCUCCCCAGGGCUUGUACCAGGAAGUAACGGACCUGCGGUUCAGGGUGACUGAUAUAGAGAAUGAAAGACUUCAGUGUGAGAAGAAACUCAAAGCUGCUAAAGUAAGUGUGUCCGUGAAGGUUCAGCUGAGAGAGACUUGACAUUUUAGCGUGUGACAGAUGACCUAUAAGUGUCUCUAUCCUUUUGUAAUGUACCAGAACAUGUUAAGAUCCUUGUAAUUUCUGCUCCUCCUUCUCUUCUGUGAUUUUAACUUCUUUCUGCAACAUGCUAACAUGUCAAGCGUCCGAAGGGGAACACUGUGCGGUUCACUGCCAACGAGGUGAACGAGGUUUAAUCUCCAGUGUGUACUCUUCUUCUCCUUUCCGCCCUCAAAGAUCCUCUAAACCUGCUCCCUCUCCACUGCUGCACACUGCUUUCCUGACUUUCACCACACUGGCUGUAAGUGCUUUCACCUGCAUCUCUGAGCUUUCGGCUUGAUUUAACACCUGCAGACUGAAGACCAUUUUUAUUAUCUACUGGGUUCUGUUUGUUCGGGUCACUUACAAACUUCAGUAAAACACAUUUAGAAAUUUAUUUUUGUGCGUGUUUUUUAGCGCUAAUUUUCUUGAGUAUCCUUUGGUAAAAGUAGCUCUUAAACCACCAGAAACUUUUAAUCAGCUUUUGUUCAAAGUUUUUCUCACUGUUUUGUAUGUUUUAUUGUGUGUUUCCACGAUUGAGUGAAAAUUAUGAGCACUGAAUCAUCUUAAUACUCACAGAGUGUUCAGAGAACCAAAUCAUCAACUGACUGACUAAUAUUGUGUUCAAGGUACUUUUCAGUUUUAUACAAAAAGCUCCAUUUACUUUUACAAAGGACUAUUUCAUUUGUGCCCAAAACAUUAAAAAUCUAAUUUGAAACCAAAGAAAACUAAAGAAAAUCACAAGAUACAAUCUUUCUCUGGCUUUCUUUGAGUUUUGUCACUUCUUUUGCUCUUGUAAGUUGAAGAGUCUUGCUUGACCUUUGACUCUGGGAACUUCAAUUUGACACCUCUGAUGUUUUCCAUGAAACAAUUUCUAAUCUGUUGUGCGUCUGGGCACUCAAAGCCUGAAAGAGGCGACUGGAAGAUUAAAUUUCGAAUCAAGGAAAUGAAUUCUGUUAAUCUCCUUGAGUCUGAUUUACCAACAAAGAAAUAAAGACACAUCCUCUUUCAUUACAGGAGGAGCUGCAGCUUCUGCAGAAGCAGCUGGAGGAGCGAGAGGCUGAGCUGAGGAGACUUAAAGACGAGAGCAGACUGAGGACAGAGAGUCACAACAGAGCUGAGGAGAGAGGAGGAGAAGGAGGAGGAGGGGGAGCAGAGAGAGGUGGGAGCUGCUUUAAUAACCGUCUGAGAGCUUCUUGUUUUAUAAAGUCCAAAUCUAAUAUUACAAAAGCGAUUAUGAGGAUUAGACAAACAGAUAUUUCAAAUUCCAACAACACCAAAUAACCCCCGCAAGCAGCUUCAUUGAACAUUUGAUAGUUAUCUUAAUUUAAUCUGAAUUUCUCCAUAAAUUACUUACCGUCUAAACUAUAAUGAGGUGAUCUGAGGCUUCUUUCCCAACAUAACUCCUCAUCCGUCCUUCUGCAGGCGCCAUACCAAACAUGUCAGACUGUUUCACUCCCUCCACGCCUGGUAACCUUAUCUUAUCCCCUCUGUUGGUGGAAGAAUGCAAUUUAUUUUAAAGGGGAGUCUCUUAUACACUCUGCCUGUAUACAUGCUCUGUACAGUAUCAACAGCUAUAGGUGUUUGUUUUGACUCACUCUACAGACUCUAUGAAUGAGGAGUGCAGUGAUUAAAACUCCCCUGCCACUGUUUUAACACCAUUAAUAAUGUCAAAUGCUUUUUACCGGGGGCUUGAACCAAAUGAAUGCGAGUUCUUACACUUUAUGAUCAUGACUUUUAGCCCCAUUUUUUACCAUGUCCAAAUAUUUAAAACAGCUUUUAUCGGUAAAAUGUGAGCCUGAAUGGAUUUGGAAAAAGGACCAGUGGUGUAUUUAGAGGGAGAGGCUCAGGGGGGGCAUCACCCUCCUGGUGGAAACCAUAAUCAAAAAUGUCCUCAAAGGUUUCCUUUUCAUGUAAAAUGCAUAACAGUAAACAAUGUACAGUAAAAAAGGGUCCAUUUGGAAGCCCUUCAAUGGGAUACAAUGUAAACAAAAUGCCUGCUUUAAGUAGAUUAAAUGUAAGUAAAGUGCCCCCCUUGAAGUCCAUUUUGAAGUCCUUUCAGUGGGUACCAUGUAAACCAAAUGCCCUCUUCUAGAGAAGUAGAUGCAAACUAAGUGCUCUCUCCAGUUGGUACAGUAUAUAAGAAAUGCCUCCCUUCCUAUUGAUUAAAAGGAAACAAAGUGCCCUCUUCUAGUACAUUAAAUGUAAACAAAGCUUCCUCUCAAAGCUCUUCCAGUGGAUAAAGAGGAUACAAAGAACCAUCCGGAGACUCUCUGAAUGGAUUAAAUAUUAAUUAAAUGUCCUUUGGUUAUCUUUCCAAAUGUUAAAAUGCAAUAACAACAACACCUGACCUCUGAUGGAAACCAUAACUCCUGAAUGACUGUCAAAAGGAUUAAAUGUAGACAAAGUGCCUUAUUGGUGAUUUGACCUGUCUUCAGUGUAUAUGUUUAGUUGUGAACGAAGGUGAAGUCAGAGUACACCACUGUUUAAAGGGAGACUUAAUAAUGGAUUUUAAUCAAUUUUAUGGCUCCAAACCUCAGCCCAGAUGAUCAGCUCUGCUCUUAAAAACACACUCUGGAGUUCACUUGAGGUUUUCCCAGAAGACAAAUAUGGUUUGGAUUAGAUUACCAAGUGGUUGGCACAUGUUUGAUUGUAUGGAGCGUCCAUAAAAAACACAGGAAGCCUCUGUUUUUAAUACUUUGAGGUGAUAAUUGAAUCAAGAGUUUAUUGCAGCAACAAACUACAGCAGCAGCCCUGCUGACUAAAAACACUGAGCCUCAGCGGCUUCAUUAUUUAUGGUUUCUUACAGAGCUAAAGGGAGUUACAGUGAGCUAACCUUUCCCAGAGCAGAAAUUUAUCUUUCUGAGUUUUUUCCAGAUGCAGAAGUGUUGAAGAUGAAGAUGGUUUUGGAGUCACUGGCGUCGGCCAAUGAUGAGAAGGUAGGUUAUGAUUUGGCACUGAUUAAAAAAAAAAGCAGCAGAGCAGACGCUUCAUUUACUUUGAGGAGACAGUGCUUUGACAGGAGGCUGUUUUAUCUGCAGGAACGAAGGAUAAAAGAGCUGGAGGAGUCGCUGACAAAGAGCAAGAACGUACAGGAGAUGGUCAAAGGUCAGACUGAGAUUAAAAAUGACAGUAAUGUUACUCAUUUAUCUUUGAAUGUUUACACAUCCUAUUUGCUUUCACUGCACCAAAGCUGAGUGAGUUACAGGAGUUUAUGACUGCUCCGAGUCCACUUUGGGACAUAAUUUCAAAUAAUAAUUCUGGCUUCAAAAUCUCAAAGCCCGCUUAAAACACUAAACAAUAACUAAUCACAGCCAGAAGGGCAAUUUCUGCUUGCACCCACGGACACACUCACACACAGAAACAUUCACACUAAAAGAGAGACGCCCUACAUGCCGUCUUUUUAAAACGCUUGUCCAUACCCACGUGCUCCUAUGGUUUGCAAGGCCCAUUUCACAGAUUUUGCAGCCUAUACUUUUCCUCUCAUUAUGAAGGGUGAAGUGUUCCCGGAGUGAAAAGACUGAAGGAGGUGAUGGUGCAGGAUUGGCUGCUGCAAUUUGACUGUAUUUUAUUUCCCUAUUGCUUUCCAGUAGCUGUUUAACAUUCACAACUCCCAGCAGAGGAAUCAAAGAUGUGACAGGGCUUCUUACUCCUCUUCAACACAUAGCAAUUUUAUGUCCACUGCCAGCAUUAAAACCUUUGUCGUUGAAUUUUGUUUGACCAUUUCUGAAGUUGUCUUGAUUUGUGGUUCUGUUGUCCUCUAAAAUCUAAGAAGUGCUGGUUCUUCUCCUUAAUUGUCGCUGUGAUUGUUUUACUCUGUAGUGCCUCUCUGACCCGUCCCAACUUUCCCCUUUCAGAGAAGUUGAAGGAAGAUGACUAUGACGAUAUCCCCGAUGAUCCCUCUCUUCCUGUAUCCAUGGAGGUGGAUCAGGUCACUCUGGCGCUGAUGGGGGAGGCAGGAAGGAGCUCAGGCGAGGUAAACACAACGUCUGUCAAAACAAUUCGGAACACAGGAUGAACCCCAGACCAGACUUCCUCUCAGAAAAGCUCAAUUUCGGCCUCCCACUCUGAAAUUCUUCCUCGCUGGGAUCCAGAGUUUCUGUUCUGGUUAUUGGGCUUUUCAAACUGUGAAAAUAUUCUGCUGUUGUGAAAAUAUGUUUGAUUAAUCAUGUGUUCCUCUGUUUCUGUGUGUUGGCCCAGUCGAUUCCUUGUAUAGCCGUGCUUUCUGAGAUGAAUGAGCUGGACAAAGAGAGACAGUUACAGGCGGCCCAAAGGUAAAACUCUGAGUUUGAGAUCUAAUUGUUUUUCCUUCAUGUUAUUAUAACCCAUUUGUUUCAGCUUAAUUUCAUCUCAUGGGUGGGAUUAAAAACAGUGUAAAAUCUGAACCACGUGUGAAUGAAGCAGAUGUUUGGGAUCAUUUUCAGAAGUUUUUCACUGAUGGUUUUAAAAGGAUUCACUAAGCUGUUUUCACACAUGAAAAAAACUCUUCAAAACUUACGUCAUGUUGUAAACAUUACACUGUAGCUUUCACAGCGAGCUUUGAUGUCAUUUUCUGCCUCCUGAGACACAUCAGUCCCCACACACUACACUGAACAGGGAACUUCAUACUGUGAGGGGCACGUGUGAACAGAUGAUAAAGGAAAAUUAUCCUGAAACAUUUCUAGAAUAUCAAGGUUGACCAUGUACAAAUACAUUUAAUUAAAAGAUAGACACAGUAAUCCUAAUUCAAUUAUAACCUAGACGCUUCUAUAAAAAAGACAAAACACACCAAUAUAACUGAUGAGGGUGACGUUUGUAAAGAGUCUCUUUUCCAUCCGCAACUUCAGGAAAUGAUGGUGGAAUAAAUUGAUGUUUCUGCAUCAGUUAUUAAUGCUUUUACUGUGAAAUGUCUGCAAAGUAUUAUAGUAGUAAAUUAUAAAAAAUUUAUUGAACAAAAAAAAACCAAUUAAUUAAAUGAAAAAGUUUAAUGAAAUACUAAAUAACUCAUUAAAAGGCCAAAAUACCUCAUAAAAAUUCUACACAAUUAUUUCAGCAAUCUCAAACACCAAUAUUCCUGAAAGCAUAAAAACAUUUUACGAAACACAAAUGCAAAUAUUUGUAAAAAUCACUAAAACAUUUUAUUAAAACAGAAAAAACAUUCAGUCAAGCUUAUAAACAUGUAUAUCAUACAAAAAACAUAAGCUUAUGUAAAAAUAUUUCACUUGAAACAAAGUUAUGGAAACUAAAUUUUUUGAUAGAACAGAAAAACACUUCACAAAAAUGUGAGAACAUUUUUUUGCAAAGUAAAAAUGUUUCUACAACACGAUAUGGAAGGGCUUGUUCAGGACUCUUUAAGCACCUUUAUCAGGUAAAGUGAGUCACUUUAACACUUUUUUGUAAUUGUGGUUAGCUCCUCAGAUGUCCAACCAGCAGACAGCUCAGCCAGAACCAGCACAGAGCAGGUAAGUCAUUAUAUUUCUAACAGUUUGAAAUGUAUUUUACAUUAUAAUCUUGAAUGUUGAAUGUGAAUCUGUGAGAAUUUGAUUUGAAUGAGUAUGGCCUCAUGUGGUCACAGGAUCAGUCACAAGACCUGCAGCCUGUUCUGCAGACAGUCCUGUUCUGACCCCUUGUGGAUAAAGAAUGCAACUACAUUUUCUUUUCCAUGUAGCUGCUUGAAUUUAAAGGAGAAACUCUUUUCCUUUUACUGUCUUUGACUUUUCUCCAACCUUCUCCUUCUUUUCUCAGGCCAAAAGUAAAGCAGCACCCGCUUCUUUGCCCUCCAGCAAAUCAAGUGACGACAGUUUUGGCACCAAGAAGGCUCGUUCUUCUUUCGGCCGGGGUUUCUUCAAGCUGCGAGGUGGCAAACAGACAGCCAGUUCUCCAAACCUGGGUGAGCCUGAGCUCUAAACCGCUAAACUAUCCUGACAAUUCUCACAUUUUUCACAGUUUUCAAAUGUUUGCUAUCGUGUCACUGAUCCUCCUGUCUUUUUCACGGCUCUGUAAACUGUGAAGACCGCAGCCGGAGUACCAGUGCACCUGUGUUAGGUACAGUAGAGCAGAGAGGGCGUGUUGGCCUGCAGUAUGGCAGCUCUGGAUAAAACAGCUGGAUGUGAAUAAAGACAGUACUGACAAAGACAUGUGAAACUGAACUGUAAAUGUGAAGAUCACAUUCUGUCAUACUUAUUAACUCAUAAACAGACAAUUUCAACUCCUCCUAAAGCAGUGGUUCAGAAACUUCACAAAUAGUACAGUAGCCUUGAAUGUCAAUAGCACAAAUAUUUUUAAAAAAGAGCAAAAAGCAUUUAUUGAACUUAAAAAACUAUUUAUUAAGUGAAAAAAAGAACUCAUUAAAAGGCCAAAAUAUCUCAUAAAAAUUCUACAGAAAUAUUUCAGCAAUCACAAACACCAAUAUUCCUAAAAGCAUAGAAAUAUUUUACGAAACACAAAUAAAAAUAUUUGUAAAAUCACUAAAACAUUUUUAAAAACAUUCAAUCAAGCUUAUAAACAUAUGAAACAUACAAAAAACAUCAGCAUAUGCAAAAAUAUUUCACUUGACAAACAUGUUGGAAACUACAAAUUAUUUGAUAGAACAGAAAAACAUUUCACAACAAUAUGAGAAAAUACUGAAAAGAGAACAUAUUUUUGUUUUUUUAUAAAAUAUUUUUGCACUUUGUGAAAUAUUUUUGUUUUGCAAACUUUUUUGCUUUUUUAAAAAUCUUUUUUUGUUGUGAAAUAUUUGUACAGCUCACCUCUUAAUUUUCUGACCAUUGGAUUCAAUAAUUCAACAUUUAAAUCAGUGUGUUGUUAAAAGUAGAAGAAAGAAUCACUGCUUUAAAUCCUGUUAUAAAGAUGUUUUUCUUAAAACCUUGUUAAAGUUUGAAGUCUUUCUGUCCAGUUGUCCCUUAUCCAUGACUUUAAUCCAUCUGCAACUAAUCUGUGGUUAUGGUUCGACUUUCUCAUUUGCCUUAAAAUGAGAAGACUUAUAGUUCUCACAGUUAGACAGCCUGUCUUUUGCAUGGAUGGUGUCAGUUUUGGUGUUGAUGCUUCUGUUAAAUUCUCUUUUUUUUUCGGAUUAACAAAGGGUCCUAGUGGUGCUUCCCGAGGUUUCAUAUUAACUAACUUGACAAACUCUGGACGAUUCAGCCUUGUAAAGCCCUUUUAAUGUCAUAUUUAAAGCGUAUGAAUGUGUUUUUCAGCUGAGACUGAAGGUAAAGGCACAGAGCACCUGGACUUGGCCGGCGUUCCUCCACGUAAAUCUCAGACUGCCGCUCCUCUGCCGUCCUCGCCUGAGACCAAAAAGAAGUCCAAAGGCUUCAUGAAAUUCUUUGGCAGGUAACGUUUACAAGUGUGUCAGCUCUUCUUCCUCUUGUCUCAUCAGAUCAUUAUUUUCUGUCAUCUAUGAUCCUCAAUCCUCUUUCAGACUAAAGAGGAGUCACUCUACCUCCUUUAACCUCGAUGACGCUGCAGAGAUGGAGUUCAGGAGGGGCGGAGUCAGAGCCACAGCUGGACCACGACUCGGCUGGUCGCGGGAACCAAAACACAAGUCAGGGUCAAAUAGUCUUCACCAGCAACAGUUCCCUUUGAAUCACUUUAUUUUUUACAUGUUGGGAGUUGAUUUACUGUAAUCAGUCCCUCCUUUGUGUUUAGUGCUGUCGAUGUUCCUUUCUCACGCUGGACUAAAGAUGACGUCUGCGGCUGGCUGCACGAGCAGGGCCUGGGGUUAUACGCAGCUCAGGGUCAGAGCUGGAUCAAAUCAGGACAAACUCUGCUGCAGGCAUCACAACAUGAUCUGGAGAAGGUGAGAGGAGGCUGUGUAUGAUCGUGCUUUUAGAACAGAAACAGACUUUUAUUUUCAGUGUCUUUGUCUGAGUCAUAUAUCAGAUGUCCUCUAGGACUCAGCUUUUAGUAUAUUAAUGUGCAGUUAAUGUACUGCUGCAGACAUGGGGAUAAAGAAGAUACUCUCAUCCUUGGUUCCUGCAGAUCCUUCAACAGUUCUGUCAAAUUAAAUUAGUCUUAUUCUCGCUUUGAUAUGGAAACAUGUCUCAAUACUUUAUCAAACAUAUUACAUCACGUUGUAUCUGGAUUUCUUUGCUACUUUUAUUAAAUUCCUCUUUCACUGCUGAUUGCUUCUGUUUCUGUCUUCUGUGCACGUUUCUCUGUUGUCCCUCUCAGGAGCUGGGCAUGAAGCAGCUGCUCCACAGGAAGAAGCUGCAGCUGGCUCUGCAGGCCCUCGGGUCAGACGAGGACGACCUGAAAGGCAGACUGGACCACAACUGGGUGACCAGUGAGUGUCAUUGUAUUUUAUCCCACUCUAAAAAAACCCACACAGUUUGAGUUCUUAUUAAAAACUCUGAUGGUUCAUUUCAGGAUGGCUGGAUGAUAUCGGGCUCCCGCAGUACAAAAGCCACUUUGAUGAAGCUCGUGUGGAUGGACGAAUGCUGCACCACAUGACCGUGGUGAGUCUGUGCUUAUCAAAGAGACGACACUCAUGAAAGUAAAUGUGUUUGUCCUAAUUCUUUCUACUCUUUCUUUCUUUUUUCUAACUUUUUUCGGUUUGAUCUUGCAGGAUGACUUGCUGUCUCUGAAGGUGGGCAGCGUCCUCCAUCACCUCAGCAUCAAGAGGGCCAUCCAGGUCCUCCGCCUCAACUCAUUUGAACCCAACUGUCUGAGGAGACGACCCUCUGAUGAGGUAUAAGAUCAGAAGCCAUGAUCUGCACUCUUCUGUUGUUGUUUUUUAAUGUCUCUGCACCUCAAAUCUGCAUCGUCAUCCCCUUGUUUUGGUUCAGAACAACAUCACGCCGGCAGAGAUCUCCCAGUGGACAAACCACCGUGUGAUGGAGUGGCUCCGGUCCGUGGAUUUGGCAGAGUACGCUCCGAAUCUGAGGGGCAGCGGUGUUCACGGAGGGCUGAUGGUGAGACAGGAUCGAGAUGAGAUGAAAUGUUACAAACCCAACAGGGAAAUAAAUGAUGAGAGCAGCGAAUGAAAGUCAUGGAGGAGGAAAUAUGAUUUGAAAAGUAGCACUCAGAGAAAGAACUCUGCAUUUCUGAGGGAAAGAGUCAGACUUUAGCAAGUUUUAUCCAGUCACUUCAGAGGUGAAGGUGCAAGAAAUAAGCAAAAUAAAAAAGAUUUAAAGAAUGUUUUUUCAAAAACAUAAAAUUUUCUUGUUUAUGCAAAAGUACAAUCUCAAAAAUGUUCUUCACAAGUUAACGACUUUGGGAUUAUGAACUCUCAAGGAUACUCCGAAUCUGACAAACAGUGAACCUAAUGAUGCUCCUGUUAAAAUACUUCAGUUUACGCAGAGAACAAAAAAAAAAACUUGUUGUUUAUUCCUUAAAAAAAAAAAACUUUUACGUGUUGACUUUUACGAGUCUGUUUCCCUGUUUGACCUUUUACCUUGCUGUUUUCUGCUCGCUCUGAAGGUGUUGGAGCCUCGCUUUAACGUGGAAGCGCUGGCUCUCCUGCUCAACAUCCCUCCGAACAAAACCCUGCUGAGACGCCACCUGGCCACACACUUCCACCUGCUCAUCGGCUCCGAGGCUCAGCGGCUCAAACAGGACUGUCUGGAAAACCCAGACUACAGCGUCCUCACCGCCACCGCCAAGGUCAAGGUAAGUUGAGGCCAAACUAAUCUCCCUGUUACCGUGACGACACCAGCUUCAGUUUCACUUUUCAGGGCCUGAGCCCUUUUGAAAUCGAAGGAAUUAUUUAUUAUUAUUUUUGGUAAAAGUUUUUCAACUUAAAAACACCCAAGACGGGCUCAAAACCUCAGGAAAUGUGGCAGGCAGGUUGGGCCCAGCAUAAAUUCACGUAUUUUGCUGUGAUCCUUUUAUCAUCCUAUACUAUGAUAUUUUUAUCAUCCUAUACUAUGAUAUUUUUAUCAUACUUUACCAUAAAUUUUGAACAUACUUAACUAUAACAUUUUUCACAUACUAUACUAGAAAUUUUAACAUACUAUACUAUGAUUUUUAAACAUACUAUACUUUGACUUUUUUCCAUACUAAGAUUAAAAAAUUUUAUCAUAGUAUACCAUGACAUUUUAUAAUAAUAUACUAUAUUUUUUACAUUACAUUUUUUUAUACUAUAAGAUAUUUUUAUCAUAUUUAUCUUUGUUUUUUUUACAUACUAUACUAUUAAAUUUUUUUCUACUAUAUAAAAUAUUUUUUCAUAUUAUACGAUGCUAAUUUUUAUACUAUACUAUGACAUUUUUAUAGGAAUACACUUUGAUAUUUUUAUCAUCCUAAACUAUGACAUUUUUGUCGUACUAUAGUAUGAUAUUUUAAUCAUACUUUACCAUAGAUUUUGAUCAUUCUUGACUUUAACAUUUGUAACAAACUAUAAUCUAACAUUUCAUCAAACUAUAUUGUGAUAUUUUCAUCAUACUUAACAAUGAUUUUUUUAACAUACUAUACUAUGACUUUUUCCCAUACUAAAAUUUGACAUUUUUAUCAUAGUAUACUGACAUUUUAUCAUACUAUACUAUAAUAUUUUUAUCACACUAUACUAUGACAGUGUUGUCAUACUAUAUUGAUUUGUCUUAUGAUACUGCUCAAUAACAUUUUUAAGUAUUUUAAGUAUUUUUUUCAUACUAUACUUUGAUAUUUUUAUCAUACUAUAGUAUGAUAAUUCAUCAAAUUAUACUGUAACAUUUUAUCAUUUGUCUGUUGAGCACCAUCUCAUAGCUUUAUAUAAGUCCAAUUUAUUCCUUUGAUAAAUUGUUUUUUAUGUUCAAAAAAUGUUUUUUUUUGCUCUUUUUUUAAAGAUAUUUGUGCUUUAUAUAAGUCUGCUCAUAGACUUCGCAGAUUUUUCAGCCAUCUGCUGCAACCCAACCUCGAAUAAGCAGUUCAUGGUUUGACUCCUGGCCUCGACCCUUUUUCGCGUUUUCCCAUGCUCUUAACUCACCACUUCGACAUGUUCUGUCUCUUUCCUCAACUGUCCAGAUAAAAUACUUAUCAUAAAAAGAUGCUGCUAUAAUAUCAAAAAAGUUUUUCUUCUAAAAUUGUCUGAAAUGAGAGAUCCUCUCAGUAAGAGUCACUUCAUUGUUAUGUGUGUCUGUGUACAAUACUGAACUUAAACUGUCCUGUUUCCUUCUCAGCCCAGACGCCUGUCAUUCGGCAGUUUCGGCUCUUUGAGAAAGAAGCGUCACGACGAUGGUGAGGAGUACGUCUGCCCCAUGAACAUUGAAAUGCCGAAGAGCAGCAGCUUCCAGAGGGGGAUCCGGAUCUAUGAGGAAAACUUGGACCACCUGGAGCAUGUAUGGAGAUGUCUUUACUGUAACUCCUUGAAUUUUGGCUCCUUCCUGAAGCUUGUUUCUUUUGUGUUUCACGGGGUUUUUUUAUGUGUAUUUUUCGGCAGAUGGAAGACUCUGAAGGGACUGUGAGACAGAUCGGAGCGUUUUCAGAGGGAAUCAACAACCUCACAGUAAGACACAGUCCUGCUCAAUACAUCACACCUGAAUGAUCCUCAGUGGGAAAACAGAACCAACACGAGUCUCCUCUGUUUGUGUUUCAGAGCAUGCUGAAGGACGACGAGUUCUUCCAGGAGAUCUCAGUCUGCCCUCCUGAGGUUGAGGCAGCAGAAACCGACAUCUCCGGCUCCACUUGAGACUUGAGGUGCCGACCCAGAUCCCUCCAGACUCUGAAGUACAGCAUAUGAGAGAGCUUUGACAGUAUUUUUAUCACUCAGAAGAACAGCCAUAGCCUUUUUUUUUUGACCACAUAUAUUUAUUGAAGCUGCCAAAAGUCAUAAUGCAUGAACAGAAAAUGCAGGAUUUUAAUACAGACAUACAUGUUCCUCCUUCUGCAUUUGUUUUAGUAUUCAGCCAUUUGUGUUUUCUUUUAGGUAAUCAUUGAGGUAUUCAUACAAGUGUUUUAUUGAGUUCCUCAGUUGCAGCCGGAUGGAGUUUUAUUUGUGGUACGUGAAACUAGAGGAAACUCCUCCUUGACUUUUAAAGGUUUCCUGAUGCAGAUUUAAAUUUUUUGGUGGGAUUCGUCAGAGUUUUGAGAUCCCUGAAUUUCAAUUUGUCUCUUCAGUCAAUGAAAGUUUUUGGGGAUUGAUGAUGUAUUCUUGUUAAUCUGUUUCUAAUCAGGAUGAUGGGAUGUGUUUUUAUGCAGAUUUAAACACUGUGAUCUGUUUCUGUUCUCUUGCGUUAAAUUGGAGCCAAAGCUAAAAUUUCACAGGCCAAAAAUCCUGUAAGAUUGAAGCCAAAACUAGAAAAAGUAAGAAAAUGUUUCAGUUCGAAGCCAGGCGCUGAUUAGCUGAGCAUAAACACUUGCAAUAGAGGGAAAAAGUUAGCCUGUCCCUCUUUAAAGCUCAAUAAUUAACAUAUAUCACUUCUGAUUAAUUCCAAAGCUCCUCACUUCUGCACAAAAUCUCCUAAAACCACAAUUACCACUUUUCUUUUCCUUUUUACUCGAUGGAUUAAACAAAUCAGAAGUGUUACUGGUGAUCUUAAGAGGGGCUUCCCGGCUAAGCUUUUCUCUCUGCUCAUAGUCUUUAUGCUAAAUUAACGAACUCCUGGCUUCAGCUUUGUACUUUGCAGACAUGACUUCUAAACUCUGAUUUAACUAUGAAUUUUCUGCAAAUUUUGAGGUAUUUCUUUGAGAAACAACAUAAAUGAAGAAACCAAAGUCAAUGUUUUUCAUUUUUUGUAAUAAAAAGGAAAAAAUGCACAUGUUGUUGUGUUCAGUCUUUUUUAUUGCUAUAAUAUGAUCUAUUUAUCAUGCUAUACUAUGACAUUUUAAUUCAACUAUACAAUAUUUUUUAAAUACUGUAUUUUUAUAAUAUAACACUGACAUUUUUAUCAAACUUUACUAUGACACUUUCAUCAACUAUCCUGACAUUUUUUUUUACUUAAAUUAUUUUUUUCAUACUAUAUGGUAUUUUUUUAUCAUACUAUACUACGCCAUUUUUUUCAUCCUAAAAUGUGAUAUUUUAUCACUCUAUACAGUGACCAUUUUUCAUCCUAAAAUGUGAUGUUUUUAUCAUACUAUACUAUGACCAUUUUUUCCCUUAAAUGUAAUUUUUUUCACACUAUACUAUGAUUUUUUUCAUCAUAAAAUUCGAUUUUAAAACCAUCUUUACUGUGACUUUUUUUUUCCAUCCAUAAAAUAUAUUUUUAUCAUACUAUACCAUAACAUUUUUUCAUCCUGAAAUGUGAUAUUUUUUAUCAUAGUGUGAUAUCAUCUAUACUAAGACAUUUCUCUAGCCUAAAAUGUGGUAUUUUUAUCAUACUAUACUGUGACAUUUUUUUUCUGUAUGUGAUAUUUCUAUCACACUAUAGUAUCACUUUUUUAUCAUUAAAUUUGAUUUUCAAUCAUACUUUAAUGUGACUUUUUUGCAGCCUAAAAUGUUAGUUUUUUUAUCAUACUAUACUAUGCAAUUUUUUAUUUGAAAAUGUGAUAUUUUAUUAACCUAUAGUAUUACAUUUCUUUCAUCCUAAAAUUAGACAUUUUAUCAUACUUUACAAUGACAUUUUUUUCAACCUUAAAAGUGACAUUUUUUAUCAUACCAGACUAUCACAUUUUUUUUCCCUUAUAUGUGAUUUUUCUAUCAGAGUAUAUUAUGAAAAUUUUUAUGUAUGUAAUAUUUCUAUCAGAGUAUACUCUGACUUUUUUUCGUCCUUUAAUUUAAAUUUUAAAUCAUACUUUACUGUCACUUUUUUUUCCAUCCUCAAAUAUUUUUAUCAUACUAUACUAUGAAAAAAAAUUUUCAUCAUAAAAUCUGAUUUUUUUAAUCAUCCUAUUAUGACAAUUUUUUUUAAUCUAAAAAGGUUUUUUUAACCAUACUAUACAAUGACAUUUUUUCCAUCCUAAAAUGUGAUCAUUUUUAUGAAACUAUACUAUGACAUUUAUUUAUCAAUAAAUUUGAUAUUUUUUUCAUCAUACCAUACUGACAUUUUUUAAUCUUUUUUCGUGAUAUUUUUACCAUUCUAUACAAUAAAAAAAUUUCAUACUAAAAUGUGAAAAUUUUUACCAUAUACUGAAAAUAUACUGUUUUUUCAUCCUUAUAGCUAUUAUUUUUCUCAUACUAUACUUUGAAUUUUUUUACCCUUAAAUGUGAUAUUUUGAGCAUACUAUAUUAUGACAUUUUUUAUUUUAUUUUUUUUAAGCCUUAAAUGUGGUAUUUUUAUCAUACUAUACUAUGACAUUUUUUUUUUAUCCUAAAAAGUGACAUUUUUAUCUUACUGUACUGACAUUUUUCACCCCUAGAUGUAAUAUUUUUAUAAUACUAUACUAUGACAUUUUUAAUUAUCAUAAAAUGUGAUAAUUUUAUCAUUUUUACCAUGACAUUUUUUCAUCCUAAAAUGUAUAUUUUUUUAAUCAUAUUAUAUAAUGUCAUUUUUUCCAUCCUAAAAAGUGAUAUUUUUUUUCAUACUGUACUCUAAUUUUUUUUUUUCAUACUAAAAUGUGAAAAUUUAACCAUACUAUACUAUGUUUUUUUCAUCCUUGCACUUAAUAUUUUUAUUAUACUAUACUUUGGACUUUUUUCAUCCUAAAAUGUGAUAUUUUUAUCAUUCUAUUGUCAUAACCCGGCUCUUAAGCCAUGACAUAUAUGGAAACGGACGCAGUGUAGGGCGAGAAGUAAAGAUUUAUUUAAACAAAUUAGAGACUUAAGCAAUUAUUUGUAAAUAUGGUGUGUGUUAGUCAGUGAUAUCAGUCAUGUAAGUGUGGAUGUGUGAGUAAUGAAGUGUAGGGUGUUGUGGGGUGAAAAUAAACCAAAGUCAAAUCAAAGCAAAAAGCCUGAGACAGCAGUCCUGUGGCAGGGUCAGAGCAAGAGAGAGAGCCGCACUGGAGAAGGGCCUUUUAUGCUCUGUGGCAGCAUUAGGCACAGGUGCUUCAAUUAUCUGCCACACCCACUCUCUCCCAGGUAGGCCUGCAGGGAAAACAUGAAAUGGCUCCACCAGGAUUAGUCCACCUGACCCCCAGUUAGGCAGGGCCGUCACACUAUGCGGACUUUUUUAAUCCUAAAAUGUGGUAUUUUAUCAUACUUUACUAUGACAUUUGUAACUUCUAUUUUAAGAUGUGAUAUUUUUAUGAUACUAUACUUUGACUUUUUUUUGUGACAUUUUUUUAUUCUAAAAUAUGGAAUUUUUAUCAGACUAUACUCAGAAAUAUCACAUAUGGGAAAAAAUGUCAUACUAUAGUAUAAUAAAAUACUACAUUUGGGGCUAAAAAAUGUCUAUCAGACUAUACUAUGACAUUUUUCAUCCUUUAUUUCGAUAUCUAAGUCAUACUUUACUAAUACUUUUUUUGAUCCUCAAAUAUUUUUAUCAUACUAUACUAUGACGUUUUUCAUCCUUUAAUUCGAUUCCUAAGUCAUACUUUACUAAUGCUUUUUUUGAUCCUCAAAUAUUUGUAUCAUACUAUACUAUGACAUUUUGUAUACUAAAAUGUAGUAUUUUUUUAUCAUACUAUACUAUGACGUUUUUUCAUCCUCAAAAAGUGAUAUUUUUUAUCAAACUAUACUAUGACAUUAUUUUUCCUCAUAAAAUUUGAUUUUUUAAUCUUUUUAACAAUGACAUUUUUUUCACUGAAAGUUUUUUUUAUCAUACUAUACUAUGACAUUUUUUCCUUCCUAAAAUGUGAUAUUAAUAUCAUAUUUUAAUUUGUUAAUUUUAAUAUCCUAAAAUGUGAUAAUUUUUUAUCAUACUAUACUGACCUUUUUAUCAUAUUUUUUUUUCUAAACUUUUUUUAUUGUGACAUAUUUUUCUUCCUAAAAAGUGAUAUUAAUAUCAUAUUAUAAUUUGUCAAUUUUUCCAUCCUAAAAUGUGAUAAUUUUUAUCAUACUAUACUAUGACUUUUUUUAAUCAUAAAAUUUGACUUUUUUAAAAUUAUAUUUACCAUGACAUUUUUUUUCAUCCUAAAAAAGUUUUUUUUCUAAUCAUACUUUACUUCUACAUUUUUUCCUUCCUAAAAAGUUAUAUUAAUAUCAUACUCUACUGUGACUUUUUUUCAUCCGUAAAUGUAUUUUUUUUUAAUCAUACUAUACUAUGGCAUUUUUAAUCUCAAAAGUGAUAUUUUUAUCAUUCUAUACUAUAAAAAAUUUUUUCAUACUAAAAAUGAAAAUUUUACCAUACUAUAUUAUAUUUUUUUCAUCAUCAAAUUUGAUAUUUUAUCAUACCAUACUUUGACUUUUUUUAAUACUUAAAUGUUAUAUUUUGACAUUCUUUGGACAAAAAUGUGUUAUUUUUAUCACACUUUACUAUGACAUUUUUCUUCCUAAAAUGUAAUAUUAAUAUCAUAUUUUAUUUCUUCAAUUUUUCCAUCCUAAAAUGUGAUAAUUUUUAUCAUACUAUACUAUUGCAUUUUUCUACUUUUUUCCAGUAGAUCUCAGUCUGCCCUCCUGAGGUUGAGGCAGCAGAAACCGACAUCUCCGGCUCCACUUGAGACCUGAGGUGCCGACCCAGAUCCCUCCAGACUUUGAAGUACAGCAUAUGAGAGAGCUUUGACAGUAUUUUUAUCACUCAGAAGAACAGCCAUAGCCUUUUUUUUGACCACAUAUAUUUAUUGAAGCUGCCAAAAAUCAUAAUGCAUGAACAGAAAAUGCAGGAUUUUAAUACAGACAUACAUGUACCUCCUUCUGCAUUUGUUUUAGUAUUCAGCCAUUUGUGUUUUCUUUUAGGUAAUCAUUGAGGUAUUCAUACAAGUGUUAUAUGAAGGAGUUUGAGUUCCUCAGUUGCAGCCAGAUGGAGUUUUAUUUGUGGUACGUGAAACUAGAGGAAACUCCUCCUUGACUUUUAAAGGUUUCCUGAUGCAGAUUUUUAUUUUUUGGUGGGAUUCGUCUGAGUUUUGAGAUCCCUGAAACUUAAAAAAGUAAGAAAAUGUUUCAGUUUGAAGCCAGGCACUGAUUAGCUGAGCAUAAACACUUGAAAUACAGGGGAAAAGUUAGCCUGUCUCUCUUUAAAGCUCAAUAAUUAACAUAUAUCACUUCUGAUUAAUCCCAAAGCUCCUCACUUCAGCACAAAAUCUCCUAAAACCACAAUUACCACUUUUCUUUUCCUUUUUAUUCGAUGGAUUAAACAAAUCAGAAGUGUUACUGGUGAGCUGAAGAGGGGCUGCCAGGCUAAGCUUUUCUCUCUGCUCAUAGUCUUUAUGCUAAAUUAACGAACUCCUGGCUUCAGCGCUGUACUUUGCAGACAUGACUUCUAAACUCUGAUUUAACUAUGAAUUUUCUGAAAAUUUUGAGGUAUUUCUUUGAGAAACAACAUAAAUGAAGAAACCAAAGUCAAUGUUUUUCAUUUUUUGUAAUAAAAGGAAAAAAUGCAUUUAUUAUUUUUUUUCAGUCUUUUUAGGACUCAGAAGAUGCUACAACAGUUUAUGAGGUUGGUUUAAAGUAGGGGUGCACGAUGUCAGCACAAUUUAUAUCACCAGAUAAUAGCUGAAAAAGUUGGAUAUUGGAAAAGGUGAUGCAUUAAUAAUGUGCAUGCAAUCACAGCCUGAAGAAAUUUUGCAUUCUGUACUUUGUGUUUAUAUCGGCAUAUAUCAGUAUCAGUCUGAAAAUAUCGGCAUAUUGUAUAUCAGCAAUAAUCCACAUCGUGCAUCCCUAGUUUAAAGACUGCAGACUGAUCUUUGAG
Xyrichtys novacula (pearly razorfish) is the source of this 36978-nucleotide messenger RNA. Lineage: Eukaryota; Metazoa; Chordata; Actinopteri; Labriformes; Labridae. The record is from the annotation of a GenBank genome assembly.